AUGAAGAGCGUGAACAGUGUGAGUGCAGACCGUGUGUUGAAAGCGUACAAACAGUUUCAGCGUACCGGGCCGGAAAUAUUUAUUCCGCCACCACCGGCCGUUCGUGGGCGCGAGGAGGACAUACACAGAGUAGAUGAUCGCGAGAAGCUUCAGAAGAAAAUUCGUAAGGAGCUGCCAGAUGACUUUCUCGAGAAACCCGAUGUUGACACCGAUGUUGUUGCCGGCGAUGAAUCCGCAGAUGUAGUGAAUAAUGGGAACGUUGGCACCAUUAUUGUUCCAGCAUUGCAUAUAGCCGAUGGUAAUGAAGGAAUGGCCGUAGAGCUUAAAAUCGAAGAACCGGCGAAUGCUGCGCCACAUAGUGGCGAACGGGGAGACGAGGAGAAGAGCCAGAGGUUGACAGAAAGGAGGCGAGAAAGUCCUGAACAACCUCCUCCGUCUACCUUCAACUCUUCAAUUGGUGAAGAUCCGGUCUCAACAGUGCGAGAAAAGCGCAACAAAAUAAAGGAGAUGAUGAUCCACGCUUGGACUAACUACAAGCUAUACGCGUGGGGGAAAAACGAGCUACGUCCUCUAACGAAACGUGGUCACAGCAACAGCAUCUUUGGCUCAUUUGAUCUCGGAGCCACAAUAGUUGAUGGGCUAGACACUUUGUACCUGAUGGGGCUCCACAGCGAGUUCGCCGAAGGCAGAGAUUGGAUUGAAAGGAAGUUCACACUUGAGAACGUCGACGCCGAUCUCUCUGUAUUCGAGACAAACAUUCGUUUCAUCGGAGGCUUCCUAACUUGUUACGCGUUCACUGGUGACCUGCUAUUUCUUGAAAAGGCUAAAUACGUGGCGGACAAGCUGUUGCCCGCGUUCCAGACGCCUACUGGCAUCCCUUACGCCCUGACCAACGUCCGAAACGGG
Messenger RNA from Anopheles bellator, 906 nucleotides. RefSeq names its product mannosyl-oligosaccharide alpha-1,2-mannosidase IA-like. NCBI's taxonomy places the organism in Eukaryota, Metazoa, Arthropoda, Insecta, Diptera, Culicidae. Gene Ontology annotation, biological process: carbohydrate metabolic process; N-glycan processing. The record is from RefSeq and is a predicted model, not a curated record. The annotation marks the transcript as partial. Gene Ontology annotation, molecular function: mannosyl-oligosaccharide 1,2-alpha-mannosidase activity; calcium ion binding. Gene Ontology annotation, cellular component: endoplasmic reticulum; Golgi membrane. The transcript is spliced from 3 exons.